AUGAAGGAGCCUCCAAGGGGGCAAGAUGGAGGGGUCUCUGAGGGUAUGGGUAGGGUGGGGAAUCCCGGAAGCCAGUGGCUAGGAGGUCUGCCGAGGGCACGGGCACACCUUCAAGGCCAGAGCCUAAGUCUAAUAGUAAGUCUAAUCCUGAGCCCUGAGCCUCAGCUUCAACCUGAGGCUAAGGCCAAGAAGGGACGUUAG
Molecule: messenger RNA, 201 nt
Organism: Anisakis simplex (herring worm)
Lineage: Eukaryota; Metazoa; Nematoda; Chromadorea; Rhabditida; Anisakidae
Source: the annotation of a GenBank genome assembly